AUGGUAGCACAGCUUAUGGUUUUUAUUAGAGAUACUAUGGGGAAUCUUUUGCUUAGUGGUGCUAAAGCUAUUGCUGAUAAUAAUUCUAUUUUAGUUGCUGAGGCCUGGGGUCUUAGAGAAGGUGUUCGUGGAGCUCUCUUUUUAGGGGCUAGUAAUAUUACUAUUGAGGGGGAUAAUCUCUCGGUUAUCCAAGCUAUCAAAAGAAUUUGGAAAAUUCUCUGGUCUAUUAAUGCUCUUAUUAAUGAUACAAUGGAAGAUUUGAAAAAAUUUGAUAAUUAUAAUGUUCAGCAUGUUUUUAGAGAGGCUAAUUUUGCAGCUGAUUGGAUGGCUCAUCAUGGCCAUUCCAUUAAUAAUCUCUGUUAUUGGUUUGAAUCUCCUAAUAUUGCUUUUUCCAAUAUCAUCCGUAAGGAUGCUUUAGGGUGGCCUGUUAAUUGGGAUCCUCCCUAG
Beta vulgaris subsp. vulgaris (sugar beet) is the source of this 447-nucleotide messenger RNA. RefSeq lists its product as uncharacterized. The transcript has a single exon. The coding region runs from base 1 to 447 and encodes 148 amino acids. Lineage: Eukaryota; Viridiplantae; Streptophyta; Magnoliopsida; Caryophyllales; Amaranthaceae. The record is from RefSeq and is a predicted model, not a curated record. Gene Ontology annotation, molecular function: RNA-DNA hybrid ribonuclease activity; nucleic acid binding.